Messenger RNA from Oryzias latipes (Japanese medaka), 2712 nucleotides. NCBI's taxonomy places the organism in Eukaryota, Metazoa, Chordata, Actinopteri, Beloniformes, Adrianichthyidae. The record is from RefSeq and is a predicted model, not a curated record.
UUUGCACAUGCGCAGUGGCCCGCUGGGAAAAACUUCCUGCAAAAUACUGCUCCCUAACAACAGACAAAGCUUACCGCGGUGGGAUUGUCGACAGACCCGGACUGAAAGCGCCCUCGGUCCGCUCCGUCAAUGGGUCCCGGCGGGCUGAGCGGGUGCAGAGCGUAGGCAGAGCGCGCGGACACGUCGGGCCGCAGCGAUGGACGAGGAGCAGCCGGCAAAGAAGGUGAAGGUUGAGAGAGACGGCGGGAACAGCAGGGAGCAGAGUCACCUGGGGGUCGGCGGCAGCCCGCCAGCCGCUCUGCCGUCAUCUGAGCAGGCCGGCUCCUUCGGGCUUGAAGCAGGUGAGCAGAAGCUCUCGAGCACCGACGGCACCGCGGAAAACCAAACAUGCGGCGAUGGGGGGAACUCGUUUCCUCAUGCAGGCUCUGAGUCAGCGGCUGCUUCUGAGUACAGCCAGCAAGGCUAUCAGGCAAGCAGCCCCGCAGUGACGUCCUUCAGCAGCCAGGUGGCGUUCCCUCCCCUGUCCCAGUCCAGCGUGUACUCUGGCUUCCCCCAGAGCGGACAGACGUAUGGCCUCCCGCCCUUUGGUGCUUUGUGGCCAGGCAUUAAAACUGAGACUGGUUUACCCGAGGCGCCCUCUGGUGGUCAGCCCGGGUUUCUCAGUUACAGCACCGCAUAUACCUCAACACAGCCCAGCGCGCUGCACUACUCAUACCCGAGCCAAGGCUCCAGCUUCACCACCUCCAGCGUGUAUUCCAGCAUGCCCUCAGCCGUGGCCGUUACCGCCCCUACCACUGCGGCAAGCCUCCAGGAGUUCAGCAGUUUCAGCCAUCUGGGACAGAACCAGUUCUCUCAGUUCUACACCAGUCCCCCCACCCACGAGCACAGCGCCGGUGUGGCCGGAUACUCGUCCGUGAAGUCGGAGGAGGCGUCCCCGGCCGGUUUGCCUCCCAGAGACGCGUCUCCACUAGAGAGCGUGCCGGCGGCCGCGGCGCUCCCUGCUGGAGGCAGAGACCAAACCGAACUCGCUCGCAGAAACUCGCUGGGCAAAGCCAAAGGGAAGAACAAGAAGAGUGAGACCUCGCCGCCUGCCAACAGCGACCUGGAGCGCAUCUUUUUGUGGGACCUGGACGAAACCAUCAUUAUCUUCCACUCCAUGCUCACCGGCUCCUACGCUCAGAAGUUCGGGAAGGACCCGGCGCCGGUGCUGAAUCUGGGCCUGCAGAUGGAGGAGCUGAUCUUCGAGCUGGCGGACACUCAUCUGUUCUUCAAUGACUUAGAGGAGUGCGAUCAAGUCCACAUUGAGGACGUGGCGUCCGAUGACACAGGACAGGACCUGAGCAACUACAACUUCCUGGCUGAUGGCUUCAACGGUCCCAGCAGCGGAGCGACGUCAGGAGCCGCCACGGGGGUCCAGGGAGGAGUGGAGUGGAUGCGUAAACUGGCCUUCCGCUACCGGCGGCUAAAAGAGAUCUACAACAGCUACAAAGGAAAUGUAGGAGCGUUGCUGAGUCCCGUGAAGAGGGACCUGCUCCUCAGACUUCGCUCAGAGAUCGAGAGCAUCACAGACGCCUGGCUUAGCACGGCGCUCAAGUCUCUCCUGCUCAUCCAGUCCAGGGGGCGGUGUGUGAACGUGCUGGUUACCACCACGCAGCUGGUUCCAGCUCUGGCCAAAGUGCUGCUCUACGGCCUGGGAGAAGUCUUCCCCAUCGAGAACAUCUACAGCGCCACUAAAAUAGGUAAGGAGAGCUGCUUUGAAAGAAUCGUGUCCCGCUUUGGGAAGAAGGUGACCUACGUGGUGAUCGGGGAUGGCCGAGAUGAGGAGUUUGCAGCAAAACAACACAACAUGCCUUUCUGGAGGAUCUCCGCACACGGCGACCUCACAUCCCUCCAUCAGGCUCUGGAACUGGACUUCCUGUAGGGGGCUGAGAAGCUGCAGCCGUUGUCGCUGGUGUGGACGAGGUCAGGCACACUCACCUGUUGAAAAGGCCUCUGCCCUUACCUCCUCUGACCCCCACCCCCAUCUACACCCCUCCACGGCAGCUACACUCACCACGGCUUGCUCUGAUUGGCUGCAGCAGACUCCGCCCCUCAGAACCUGCACUUGCUCUUAAAUAUGGAAGCCACAGCUCAGAGUUCCCUGACGGUCUGUGGAUCCCACUUCUGCUUGUGAGCCUCAGCAGGAAGUGCAGCAUGACCGCCACCUGAUCGGGACGCGGCGGUCGCCGAGCACAAGCUGAGUCACACUGAGCAUGCUCAGAACCACGCUCUCACAUCUGUGGUUUCUUCUAAAGCUUUCAGUCUCACAACUUUGGACAAACAGUUUCAAUAACAGCUCUGAGUAAGUCAGACUUGUGACAUCAUUUCCUGUGAAGAACCAGCCGCUGCAAAGACUGGGAAGUAAAGUUGCUGUGGCUGUGAGGGUCUUGUGUUAACGCUAACCGAGCCUGAGUGCUUCUCAGAGGAUCUCAGCCUCUGAAGGGCGAAGGUCCCUGAAGACCAUCGAGAACUGCACUGAGAACGAGUCUUGGAGACUGACAGGUCUUUCAAAGAUUAGAGGAAAGUCUGGAUCUUCUGAUGACUUGUCUUUAGAGUUUGUAUAAGUAAAUUCCUGGUUUGCCCAACUUAAAUGUUAAGAAAAAAUGUGUUUGUUUUUUAAAACCUUGUUAAAUUCUCAUCAUGUUGGUUGGCUGUUGGGCCCCAACAGUCGCA